Molecule: messenger RNA, 198 nt
Organism: Acaulospora morrowiae
Lineage: Eukaryota; Fungi; Glomeromycota; Glomeromycetes; Diversisporales; Acaulosporaceae
Source: the annotation of a GenBank genome assembly
AACUAUCCGGAAAACUACAAAGGCAUUAACGCCGUAAUUGUAGAUAUUAAAAGAAAUUUGUUCCUGUUCUUCAUGACAUGUGCUUAUUUGUUAAAUCAUUUGACGCCAUUGAAUCCGAAAUUAGCUAUCGGAAUUGUCGAUCCAAAGCCAGCUAAAGAUAUUCAAACCAAUUAUGGAAGACAGUGCCAGAUAAAAUGA